AUGGUGGCCCUACCCCUUUUCAAAUUUGCGGCUUUAUUCUUAAAGCAUGUCUCCAAAUACGGAGCCAACUGGAUCAAAUCUCAAGCACACGACCACCCUAAGUUUAGGAUCUAUGCUGCGCGAUACGGACAGAGUAUGCAUCAAAUUAACAUGCGAAUGGCAGUCACACUUCUACAAAAUUCUACAGCUGAAAAACAAGCAAGAGAAAGAAAAGAAAACAUUUCAAUGAAAGCUGAGAAGAAAUCUCCCAUAGACGAUGCGAUUAAAGAGAAAACCUCAAUCAAGGAAAAAACUCUAAGUACUUGGAAACGAAGAUUUAGGCCCUUACCAGAAGGAAGAGCAGUUGAUUUAUUUGCUGAUGUAAUUGGAGACGCUUUUAUUCUCAUGGUUGCUGGAGGCCUCAUAUUAUACGAAUAUGUUAGAACUAAGGGAAGGCCGGAUUUGAACGCAGAGAAGAUAGCUGAACUUCAGCUUAAAUUGGAAGAUUUAGACAGGCGUGAGAUCGAACUAGAGCAGGCUGAAAAAAUUGCUCAAGGUAGAGUUGAUGCCUUAGAACUGACUCUCACCCGGUUAGAAAACAAAGGCUACAAGGUAUGA
Molecule: messenger RNA, 597 nt
Organism: Blumeria graminis f. sp. triticale
Lineage: Eukaryota; Fungi; Ascomycota; Leotiomycetes; Helotiales; Erysiphaceae
Source: the annotation of a GenBank genome assembly